This is a messenger RNA of Megalopta genalis, 3653 nucleotides long. RefSeq lists its product as uncharacterized. NCBI's taxonomy places the organism in Eukaryota, Metazoa, Arthropoda, Insecta, Hymenoptera, Halictidae. The record is from RefSeq and is a predicted model, not a curated record. Gene Ontology annotation, cellular component: nucleus; cytosol. Gene Ontology annotation, biological process: regulation of transcription by RNA polymerase II; negative regulation of apoptotic process; positive regulation of cell population proliferation.
AUCAUAAAAGAAUAUACAUGCAUGUACUUUCACAUUUAAGACGAAACGAAUCCUUUUAAAGUUGUUUCGCACCAGUUCGUACGUACAUAUAUCUGAAUCAGAAUACGGUGUGACUGCAUACAAACUCAAAUAAAAGGGGUCAUGUAGAGAGAUAGUUUGUCGUUCUUUGUUACGGCGCGCCUACCAUCCUGACGAUGAAAAUAGAUUUUCAUUUGUGAAGUCACAUGCAGAGAUGUUCUAGAUAUAUAAUUCGUGGCAACUCCAUGAGUGAAUUGGCAGCCAUUUUUAAACUGCUUGCAUAGUAUAAUAACGCAGAAAAGGGAUUAUGGAUAAGAAAAAAACGGAUCAUGGAAUGGAGAUACGUGAAGUAACAAUGGAUUAGAGUUAGCGUGAUCUUGACGCGUAUCAGAUGAAGCAAACGAAGAACCUGAAAUCGAUGUAUACGUGUUGAGUUGAGUGAUUCGUUUCGAGUGGACGGUACUCGAGCGAAUGCACUUCUUCCCCGUGAAAUUGAUGGAAAUGGUGAACUGUCAACACCUCUGCAAAAUGAGAAUAUGAAUUCGAUUCGAAUCACCGUGACGAACAAAGAUCGGUUGAUUUGAAGGAGAAUUGUGUCGAUUGUGUGACAGUUGAACAGUUCGAUGCCGAAAGGCCCCGGCUAAGAGCAAUGUCGAUGCUAACAUGCAAGAGAACAACGAAUACAAAGAUCGUGGCUCUCGAAUGCUAAGUUCCUAUAAUAAUGGCAGAUAAUGUACACAGAAAAUCGCAUAAGCUGUCGGAUGGUAGUAAUAGAAAGACGUCGAACACAGUGCAUCGUACCACCACCGAGACGAUUCGGUUAGGAGAGCCAGAGAAGCUGUACCAGCCGGUUAAUUUGACCAGCUCCAGCAACGUGACGGCCAGUAAUCAGUGUCGGAAAAAGACAUCGUCCUUUCAAAUAACAAGCGUUACCGUCGGUUGUCGUAUGAGCAAUGAUGCUGGCGAAGAUUCAAACGACGAUCUGGACGAAUCCCACACGGAGGACAAUUCCGUGGAACACUCGCGUAUCACCGACAUUGACAUUGAAACGCCUAGUUACUCGGAAGAUACUUUUUCUAAAGAAGAUGUAUUUUUCAAUACCAGUAACGCUGCCCUCAGCACCGCUCCGGUGAUUCCUACCAGUUCUCAGUAUGGUCUGGCGAUCGUACCCUCCGAGGGUAAUAAUGUUAUUAAUUCGGUAAACGACAGCAAUAUUAAUACUCUGGAUAUCACAUCUGUUACCGACAACAAUAUUAUAAACUUACUCUCGAGUAAUGCCAAACAAGAUGCAGAUUUGCGAGAAGUACAUUCGCACGGUAGAAAUGAGCGGUUUAAAGUGGUUAAAAUCGAAAGUACUGAGCCCUUUAAAAGGGGCAGGUGGACUUGCAUGGAUUAUCUAGACCAUACGUCAGUUAAUCAACCAACUGCGAUCGGUACUCCUAAAGUGUCAGAUCCAAACGAGGUAUGCAUAUCUUAUGGGGUAACAGACAGUGGAAUUGUGAUACCCGAUUCAUCCAAACAAUCUGUCAUCUCCGAGGACAAAGGUAUAGGUAUAGACUCGAACGGACAAGUUUCCACCCAUCAAGAUGUGCAUGCAUCGAUUGGCGUACCGAGUAAUCCCACAACUGUUACGAAUGCUAAUUACACGGUAAACAAUUCUAUUCCUCCUAAUGCACAGCAUAAUCCGACACAAGUUCAAACUCAGCAAAAGGUUCAAGCCCCGACGCAAAUUCCUCCGUACUUUCAAUCUACAACUCAACAGUUAACAUCCCAGUCGCAACAACAACAACAACAACAACAAGGAGGACAGGGAUCCACGUUACCUUCUAAUUUGCAGCCCACCCAUCCAAACAACUUGACUCAGUCUCAAAGUAUGCCCCAAGGUGCUAUUCCCAUUAUAACACAAACUGGUAAUAACAAUGUGACGGCUCAGCAAAGUAUACCUCAUUCUAAAGAAGAUGCGUAUGUGACAGUGAGUACUCAGAAUCAGUCGUUGCCAGUUCAAACAGUUUGUCAGCCAUCUGUUCAGCAACCGCCUGUUCCAACAUCUCAGGCACCAAACAUUCUGGUUACCCAACAACAACAACAGCAACAACAUGCACCACCUCCUCAGCAACAACAGCAGCAGCAACAACUUCCACCUUCUCAGCAGCAACAACAACAGCAGCAGCAACAGCCUCCACAGCCGCUUCAAACUCAAAAGCCAAUAACACAAAUUUCUGAAUCGUUGACUGCCAUACCAGGAAUGCAGAGCAUCCAGAAUAUACAUAAAGUUCCUCAGACAGGUGUACAGCAAACUUCUUCGACCAUACAUGCUCCUGGAGCACCGGUACAAUCUCAAGUCAUACCUCCGUCUCAAAUGCAACCCCAAGCUUCUGGUAGCAAUGCUCAAGUGCAAAUGGCGCAAGUAUCGGCUAGUUGCCAAAAUGUUGUAGGUGGUAUGCAACAAGGAAGUAUGACAUUUCAUCAAUCAGAACCGGAGCAGGACUCCAUUACAGGAAUAGUAGCUGCAUCCACGACACAGUCAGCUGAUACCGCGCUUCUAGAAUCUUUAACCGAAGUUACACAAGGCAGCGAUGAACAUCACACCCUCGAAGAUAACGAAAGUAUGUCGGGGACUAGUGCUGUAGCAAUUGAUAACAAGAUUGAGCAAGCCAUGGAUCUCGUUAAGAGUCAUUUGAUGUUUGCUGUACGAGAAGAAGUUGAGGUACUGAAGGAAAAAAUAGCAGAGCUUAUGGAUCGCAUCAAUCAAUUGGAAGCUGAAAAUUCAAUUCUGAAAGCUCACGCGACUCCAGAAACGUUAGCUCAAUUGAGCCAAUCCACUACAAAAUUACCCCAAAACAGUUCAGGAAAUGGUCAAUAGUUUACUGUUUAGGAAAUAUAAAUAAUAAUUUAAAUGUAUAAAUUCAAUUUUCUUUCAAAAUGAUAAUCAUUUUGGAAAUAUGUAUUGUUACGAUCCUAGACAGAAACAAGGACAUAUAUGAGUGCAUGCCAAGACUAAGCAGCAUAAGUAACGAAGUUGAUAUGGUUUCACGAUAGAUUCAAGAUUUUGAACAUGUUAAAAGAAAGUAUAUAACAAUAUGAAAUAGGCAGCUAGACAUUCCUAGACGAUUUUUCCUAUUACCUCCGCAUUUGGCCGAUUUCAUUCACAGAUGUUCAAUCACAGGAAUUGGCUAUUCAACCGAAAAUUGAAAAUUCAAAAACAUUUGCAUCCUUUAGAUUGUACGUGAUUCUACGUUGAUAUUUUACCGUCAUUUUCAUUCAUAAAAGCAGUUUUUUACAUGAAUCUAUGUAAUCUUCAUUAUUAUUAAUUAUUAUUAUCAUCAUCAUCAUCAGCAGCAUUGUGAUCAUUAUUAUCAUCACCAUUAUUAUUAUCUUUAUUAUUAUUACUAUUACAUCAUCAUCAUUAUCAUCAUUACUAUUAUUGUUAGUAUUAUUAUUAAACAUCAAGCCUCGUGUUUUGUAAUCUGUACUCGAGUUGUAAUCUGAUUUUUAAAAGUGAUGCAUAUUAUAAUCGAUGACAUGCUGAUAAUCGGGAACAUAGUAACUGGUGUGCAUCGAAAAAAUCAACAAUUUCCUGUCAACAUUUUGUGUCACAUCUUAAACAUGCCUAAUAAAAGAAAUUUUUAAUUGUA